AUGCCUUUUCCCACUCACAUUAUCCCAGCUACAUAUCUGGACAGAAAUGAUCACCCUCUGAAGUAUGCAGUAUCCCAGCUUCCAUUGAUAGCUUUAAGUACUCCUUCUAUCCUCGCACCAUCUGGACGUGGAACCACCUAUCAGCUGCUGCGAUGUCCAGGGGGUACCCUAGAACCUCUUUUCUCAUUGAGAUUUUCUACUUUGGUUUUUUUCAGAGGUGUAGUGACGGUGGAUAUGGAUUUGAUGUCUAUGGAUAUCGACCAAUGCGAUAACGGUACGGGAAUAUUCGCUGGAACACACAAAUGUCGAAACACCACAUCAUGCGUUCCAGUAUCUGGACGAGGGUUCUCAAGUGGCUCGUAUGAGUGUCGCUGCAAAGAUCGCUACUAUUUCCCCGACACCUUAGCUCCUUUAAAGACCUUCAACGGAUCUAUGGUUGAACAAGCCUGGAUAGUAUCAACAUCUGAACAUUACCCAGGAGAAGCUAGUGCUGGUGUAGGCGACUACGAACUUGAUUUUGACUGCCGACCUUGCCGCGAAGGUUGUACGAUGUGCAUGGACGAUUCUCCAUGCUUCGUGGCUAACGAUGUCAUACUUCGAGCUGUUAUACUCAGCAUGCAAGCAUUGUGUAUGCUGCUGACCAUUGGUUUGAUCGUGGUUAUCCUCAGAAAUAGAACAGCAAAGGUGAUUUGCUGUGACAGUCCGUGGAUGCUUGUUGUUCUUCUCAUCGGAGCUUUUGUUCUAUAUGCUGAACUUAUCGCCAUGUACUUCGAACCCUGCGCAAUUACCUGCUUUCUCGGAAAGUGGCUACGAGGUUGGGGUUUUGCUAUUGCCUAUGGUAUGCUCGUCCUCAAAAUUUACAGGAAACUGGCCAUUUUCCAAACCCGAUCUGCGACUCGUGUGCUUGUGCGUGACCGUGAUGUCCUGAAGUGGCUCCUUCUCAUCAUUUUAGUUCUCUCUGGUUACCUGGCGGCUUGGACCACGUUCUCUGUACAGAGCAUGCAGUAUUGUGACGUCGAUAUCGUAGCUAUAGGGCAAGAUGCAGAUGGAAUGAAAUUCUAUACAUGCGAAGUACAGUGGUGGGAUUAUGUCAUAGAUGUCAUUGAAUUCCUUUUCCUUCUGUUUGCCAUCUAUCUAUGCUAUGCGGUAAGAGGUGCACCGUGUGAGUUUCAUGAAACAAGAUACAUCACAAUAGCCAUCUAUAACGAGACCAUACUCUCCGUCUUUCUACAUGUUUUAAGACAUUUUCUGUGGUCGACCACGCCGCCUGACUGGACUUUUCUAAUGACGUUCAUUCAUUCUCAACUAACUAUCACUGUCAUGGUAUCCAUUAUCUUCAUACCAAAGCUAAUAGUGUUACAUAAGCUGAUACACAACGAGGAGUUUCGAGAACGGGUCAACUCUCGGGUGGUGUAUGAUGCCGCUAGCAAGUGGCAAAACUCCACUUUCCUCAAACAGAACUCGACGUCUAAUCCUUCUAACGAUCAACACUUUAAUGCAGAUGAUGUGCGGGAGGAGCUAAAACGGUUGUACACUCAACUGGAACUCUACAAGACCAAGUCUCUGAGAAUAGACAACCCUCACCUACCUUCCAAGAAACGUUCAAGCGGACCUAGGUGGCGCCCUCCACGCAGAUUCUCUAGAGGUCACAGUCUGCGUACCCACAGUGGUCAUUCAGAGUCCGAGUUCUCUUCGGAAAUCGCUCGUAGUAACGAGAGCCUCACGAAGGCUGUCGAACUGCACGAUUACAGGCCGAAUCAUGUCGAUGGUUUAGAGGCACAUGGGCAUGUCAACCAAAAGUGGUCGCCACAGUCGUGACGCUUAGAGGAAAACGACAUGUGAUUGGGCAAUUCAGUUUUUGUUCAGAGUAUAAUUUUAAGGAACGAUGACCACAGCUUUGAAAUAAUUAUCGCAGCUUUGAUCCAAACAUUGUCGAAAGUACUCUCAUAAGUUCAGAAGGACUUUCUUUUGAAUACAUUUUUAAUGUCCCCUAUUGUGAUAACUACAAGAGAUGGAAAAAAAAUUAAGUCCAAUCAUGCAUUAUUAAAAAUUGUUAUUUUGCAGAAAGAUUGAAGAUGCUUUCCAUUCUUAUAAUAAAACAUUAAUAUAUAAGUGCCAUUCAGCCAGUCCGCCAGAUCUGUCUUUACUGUUCCGAUUUUAGUAUCAUACAAAAUAAUAGUGAUCCAAACACGCGCUCUAAAUGGUAUAAAAUAAUGUAGUGACCACAAAUUGCCAAAUUAAAAGAAAUUGUUGUUAUUAGUGCAUUCCAAAUCAUUUCUUUACGUUAUAGCAUAUUACCGUGCUGUAAGAGUAGAAGCUUGAUGCACCAGCUUUGACUGGCGCCAAGUCCAGCUUCCUAAAUUAGGCGUUGAUGCAUGUAUUUGUACAAGGAUUAAGUCAGGCCUAGUUCUCGACUAUUGCAGUUUUUCCUAUAGCAGCCAAUAGCUAGCUGCACUCUUAUGAGAUGCUAGUAGCUCUUAUAACUAAUAUAAUGUAUGCUUUGCGCCCGUUCCAAAAAGGGGCAUCAUUACCUAUAGAUACAUGUACUAUACUAACCAAAAUUAUAAACCAGGGGUGGCCAUUUCUUGUCAUGACGAGAGACGUGGUAUUCAAAGAACCCUAGCGACCGAACGUAUAAGGAUAUGUGAGAGUACUCCUCUCCCCAAUAGUCAAGUCACGCCCAUGUUAUUUAUAUUUGUGUGCAUUUUGCAUUCUGUAGUUGGAUAUUAUGCAUCAGUGGCGUGGCGUAGCACGUGCCCCCCACCCCCCCCCCCCUCCCCCCAUCGGAUGACAAAAGGAGAUGAAGGAAAAUGAUAAAGAAUGUGUGGUGAUAAUAUAAGAAGACACAUUAGUCGAAAUUUUCUUCAAAAAUUAAACUAUUAUGUGAAUCAGUAACGUGGGGACGACAUGAUAAAUCUUAAAUGAAAUCUGUUAUAAGCGGAGCAUUGAACGAUUAUCGAAAAAUGCUUAGAGUAGAUCCGAUCUGCGCCCUUGGUGAAGUACAUGUACAGCAAAGAAGGAAAUGAAAUGGGGAUAGGAGUGAAAGAUAGUAGACAUACGGGAAAGAGACAGAGAGGGUGUAAAUGUGUGUCCGUUUCACUUUAAAAUGCAGGGUUCCCAUCCUUAAUGAGCAAGCGUUAUAUCCCUCCAGGCCUAGUCAAUCUGUUCCCACAAAUUUAGACCAUCUAGUACAUUGUUUUUCAAUCGGGGUGCCGCGAGAGAAUUUUAGAUAUAGUUUUAAAAAAAUUAAGAAAAAUUGGAAUAACGUCAGAAACCGCAACUUGCCCAAAUAUAUCACUUUUGGGAAUUUGAUGAGGAACUAACAUUUCAAAGAUAGUAAAAUGUCUGUUAAAACAAAAUUCAGAAACGGGAUAGUUUCAGGCACCGAGGUCCAUGAAUAUCCCCAUGUGAUGUUAUGAUGAUAUUCGGACACCUCACUGUCCGAAUAUCGUAAUGAUUCGUGCAGCAUGACGCCAGCAUAUAACCUUAUUUCUUGUAAUUUUGUAUCGAAAUAAAAUGUAUAACACAAGUGUCAUUUUCCCCGUCUUUCGCUUUCUUCACUGUAACGCAAAUUUGAUGAACCAGGAUAAUUCCUAGCAACGACAUGACCGAAUGUCUAACUUUACAAAUAUUGACUAAAUAACAUUUUUUUUCCUAAAUAAAAUGAAUUUUGUUUUGCUCACUAGAUUCACGGGCUGGCUCGCAGCAUUUGGGAUCUGGAUAAUAUAUUUUCUGGCGAGAGGCCCUCACGACCCUCAAGCGAAAAUUUGCCCGUAUGUCUACGUAUACGAAGGAUGGUUAACACAUCCUCUUUGAUGAUAUUUGGAUUUGGUGACGCGAAUUUGUUUAACUCAACAAAAGUUUGAAAAACGCUGAUCUACUAGAAGGAAAACUGGUGACCCCCCCCCCCCCCCACACACACACACACACUUUACAUGGGUGGUGAGCCUCUUGAGAUUGAAUGAAUAUUUGACAUGUACAUACUGCACAGCACCUGGCUGUAAUAUAAAUAUAUCUUCAUGGUUUUUUUUUUAAUACGUAUCAUAUUGUCCUUUAAUAUAUAUACGCUAUUCUUCUCUAAAGAUAAACAUCAACAUUCUUUUCAAUGAAUAGUUUGAAGAAAAAAACGUUUAAAUGAAUGUAAUUGUAUAGACUGUUUUUAUCAUUUACCAUUUUACAGAAGAGGAUAUUUCAUUAAUGAGCAAUAAAAAUUAUGAUACCAAGUUAAGUUUGUUACACAAAGUUCUAUCCACAAAAUCAAAUUCCUAACUAAAAUGUGUGUUAAUUAUCUUGACAUUUAUACUAACGUUAGUGACGCCCUUGAUGAUAUAAAUGAUCGUUAUGAUAGCGUAUAUAAAUUAACUCAAUAUAAAAUAUCUAUGAUGAUAAUUAAAUAAAUAUAAGUCGCAAAUUAUAGUAACAAUUAAAAUAAAGAAAUUUACAUCAGUGAAUAAUAUAGGCCUGCAUUGUAACUUUGGUAAUAAUAAAGAUGUGAAACCCUACAUAUUUGUAUGCAAAAGUUGACUUUCUGACUAUUGUUUGUUGCAGAAAUUAUAAUAUUAUGUUAUUGAUGCAGAAAGACUCACCACUUAGUCGGGUCAAACAAGCAGUGAAUGCAUUGAAAGGAAUCUUACUCAAAGAUAUAACCAAUUAUUGUUUGAUAAAGGCCCUGUGCUCCAGGCGCGAAUCCAGGAUUUCUUAGGGGAGGGGGGUAGUGAGCACUAUUUUUUUUUUUU
Strongylocentrotus purpuratus (purple sea urchin) is the source of this 4736-nucleotide messenger RNA. Its product is annotated as probable G-protein coupled receptor 158. The coding region runs from base 1 to 1818 and encodes 605 amino acids. Gene Ontology annotation, cellular component: membrane. The transcript has 9 exons. Lineage: Eukaryota; Metazoa; Echinodermata; Echinoidea; Camarodonta; Strongylocentrotidae. Gene Ontology annotation, biological process: G protein-coupled receptor signaling pathway. The record is from RefSeq and is a predicted model, not a curated record. Gene Ontology annotation, molecular function: G protein-coupled receptor activity.